This is a messenger RNA of Ostrea edulis (European flat oyster), 1992 nucleotides long. RefSeq names its product beta-1,3-galactosyltransferase brn-like. Gene Ontology annotation, cellular component: membrane. The coding region runs from base 15 to 980 and encodes 321 amino acids. Lineage: Eukaryota; Metazoa; Mollusca; Bivalvia; Ostreida; Ostreidae. The transcript has a single exon. Gene Ontology annotation, molecular function: hexosyltransferase activity. The record is from RefSeq and is a predicted model, not a curated record.
UGCUCCUUACGUGCAUGCUUCUAACAUGCCUGACCAUCGUCGGGAUAACAAAUACAGCGAGAAACGUCCAGCCUCGGUACACUGAAAAUCAGCCCAGCUCUGUGAUACAAAUUACUAAAAAGGAUUACCCUGUACAGAACCAGAAGUCUCAACUGGUGUCAACCACUGUGUCAUUCUUUUCACGUAUCACUUACUUAUCAAACCCUUCCACAAUUUGUGAUUCUUUUAAAUCACACACCGGAACAAAAAUCCUGGUGUUGGUGAAGUCUUCUCCAGAAAAUUUCCAUCUACGGAAAUGGAUUCGCUACAAAACCAAAAGUAACAAGGAUUUAAAAGACUCUGUUAAAACGGUUUUUCUACUAGGGAAAUCUGACAAAAGGGAUGAGGAUAUACUCAAAGAAAGUAAAAGGAACGGAGAUAUUAUUCAAGGAAGUUUUAUUGAUGCUUACAGAAAUCUUACUUACAAAACAGCAAUGGGAUACAUAUGGUUAAGGGAGCACUGCGCAGAUUCCGAAUUUGUUGUGUUUAAAGAUGACGACUUUAGAAUUAAUUUUGUCAACCUCAUAAAGCAAAUCAAGGGACAUAAAAACCCACAUUCCAUGUUUAUGGGCCAUCUCGUAAAUAACGGUAGCAUUAUUUACCGUAAUCCGAACCAUAAAUGGUACCUAUCCAAAACAGACUAUCCUAAAAGUGUUCUUCCACCAUACUUCCCAGGUGGCGCUUAUUUGGUGAGCACAAGUAUCGCUAGAAAAUUGUCGUCAAAUUUUCAUCUAGUAAAAUGGAUACCAAUAGAUGAUGUAUAUAUUGGACUUGUUGCACAAAAAGUGGGUGUUGAUCUAACUCAUUCAAAGUUAUUUGAAUUUGGAAACUGUGAUAGGUUUUCGACAAGUAUGGCGUGUCAAGAGUUUUCAAGACCCCACGAGGUGCUGGAAGUAUGGCGAGCCGUGACUGUCGACGGUCAUCAACAAACAAGGACUUGAACCUAUCUUAAAAAUCGUGUCAUCCCAAUUCCAAAACCAUUGAAAAUAUUAGUUUGAUAUCAGUGCAAUGUAUUUUAUCUACAGAUGAACAGACACUAAGCAGUAUAUUUUGUACAAUCUCUACUUAAGCGAUCUACUCCAGGGCUACAGAGCUACGGACCUAGGUCUUAAAGGGACUGGUUCACGAUUUUUGAACAAAAUAUUUUUCAUUUUUGAUGUUGGAUAUUAAAAGUAUAACUCAUUUAAUGUUGACAACAAAAUUUUUGACCUUCUGAAUGCAAGAAUAAAGGCUAUAUUUUAGCCUUAAAUAUGUGUUAUGUAAACAAAGACUCGAGUCUUUUUAUGUAAACAAACAAACAAGUGAAAUAUUAAUUUCGUAAUAUAAAGCAUCUUAAUUUUGCAUAAUCGCACAUUUUAACUUUUAGCGGACACAUUUUACCCGAAGAAUGCUUGAAAUGUGAAAGUUAUAAUAAACUUAGAUCGAUAUUCAUUUCUUUUGAAAAUUUCGUAAACAAUAACAUACCGCAAUCUUUGUUUACAAAACAAAUAAUGAACUCUUUAAAAUGAGCUUCUGUGAUAAUGUAUAACCUUAUUUUUUAUGUGAAUUUUUUAAAACAUAUUAGACAGUAGAUUUUGAUCAUUAAAAGUGAAAAAUAAAAUUUUGGGGAAAAUCGUGAAUCAGAUAUAUUGUGUACUGGUGAAUGACACAAACGUUAAUAAACAAAGAGAAAUUAGCACGAAAGGGAAAUAAACUGUGAUUUUUAUUUCCUCUGUUUAUCAUAAAAACUUAUAUCACAAUAGGUUUAUAACAAUGUAACAAACCUUGCUGAUUUAUGUACAUUAUGUAAGAAAUCAUGAUGAAAGUAUGCUUAAUUAAUACGCAACUUCCGACAUAUGAACUCUUCUGUGAUGGAGAUACAUUCAGUACUUUAUUGAACGCUGGGUAUAGGGAUUUGAUUAUACAUUUAUUAUAGACUGGUUGUUCAGAUAAACUGAUAAUACCAAUACGAAG